Pundamilia nyererei is the source of this 2348-nucleotide messenger RNA. RefSeq names its product potassium voltage-gated channel, subfamily G, member 4a (gene kcng4a). Gene Ontology annotation, cellular component: voltage-gated potassium channel complex; membrane. The coding region runs from base 19 to 1644 and encodes 541 amino acids. Gene Ontology annotation, molecular function: delayed rectifier potassium channel activity; protein binding. The transcript is spliced from 3 exons. Lineage: Eukaryota; Metazoa; Chordata; Actinopteri; Cichliformes; Cichlidae. The record is from RefSeq and is a predicted model, not a curated record. Gene Ontology annotation, biological process: action potential; potassium ion transmembrane transport; protein homooligomerization.
UGCUCUGUGAAUGCUGCCAUGCCCAUCAUCAGCAAUGCCAACCAUGACUUCAGCAAUCUGUCCGUCAGUGAUGACAGCAGUCUCGACCACAUAUUCACUGAGAUCCCAGAGACUGAGACUAUCAAGGGUGUGUACUACCAAAGAGCUCAGUUCAUCCGUCGGCCAGAGGACCUCUUGUCCAUCGACCAUGCUUCCUUGGCAGUGAUCAAUGUCGGGGGAAACCGCUACACCUUCCCCUGGAGCACACUGGAGCAAUUUCCCCUCACACGACUUGGCCGCCUCUGUGGCUGCAGGUCACCUGAGGACAUCGCCAGCAUCUGUGACGACUACGAUGAAGCCCGCAAGGAGUUCUUCUUCGACCGCUCACCAUCCGCCUUUAGGGUUAUCCUCAACUUCUUGGCUGCAGGGAAACUCCGACUGCUACGAGAGAUGUGCAUCCUCUCCCUGCACGAUGAGCUGACCUACUGGGGCGUGGAGAUGGCGUACAUGGAGCGCUGCUGCAAGAGGAAGAUGUACACACGCAUCGAGGAAGUGCACGAGAAAGAGAGGCGUCGGCAGGAGCGCAGGCAGAAAAACGCCAUGCAGCGGGAGACAGUGGAGGAAACACAAUACACAAAAGUGAUGAACUGGCUAAGAGAUAUGGUAGAAAACCCACAGUCAGGCUUACCUGGGAAGAUCUUUGCCUGCCUGUCGGUGAUCAUGGUUGCCGUGACUGUUGUCAGUUUAUGUAUCAGCACGAUGCCAGACCUCAGAGAGGAAGAGGACAGGGGCGAGUGUUCAUCUAAGUGCUACAACAUGUUCAUCAUAGAGACGGUGUGUGUGGCCUGGUUCUCCCUGGAGUUCAUCUUGCGGUUCAUUCAAGCUCAGAGCAAGCUGGACUUUCUCCGCGGGCCGCUCAACAUCAUCGACGCUAUGGCCAUCCUGCCCUACUACGUUUCCUUGGUGGUGACAGAGAAAGACCCAGAGCUGGAACACGAGAGGCCGGGAGGAGGUAAGGGCUACCUGGACAAGCUAGGCCUGGUUUUGAGGAUCCUGCGAGCGCUGAGAAUUCUCUACGUGAUGAGGCUGGCUCGCCACUCUCUCGGCCUGCAGACGCUGGGGCUGACGGUGCGACGCAGCACCCGGGAGUUUGGCCUUCUGUUGCUUUUUCUCUGCGUCGCUGUCACCCUCUUCUCCCCGCUGGUGCACUUGGCUGAGAGCGAGCUCACAGGUACCCAUGACUUCACCAGCAUUCCCGCCUCCUACUGGUGGGCCAUUAUCUCCAUGACGACAGUGGGAUAUGGCGAUAUGGUGCCCAGAUCCAUUCCGGGACAGGUGGUAGCACUGAGCAGCAUCCUCAGUGGCAUUCUCAUCAUGGCCUUCCCUGCUACUUCCAUCUUCCACAUGUUCUCCCGCUCCUACCAAGAGCUCAAGAUGGAGCAUGACCGAUUGUUGAAAGAGGAGUGCGUGGCUGCCGCUGCAGCUGCUGCUGCCAGUGGGGAGCCACAGGAGGCGGGAGGUGAAGGAGGCGGUGAGAACUCGGCUCCACCUAAAAUGCAUCUAGACAAUGAUAAUGUGCACUCGCUGGAAUCUCUGGCUCUGUUAGGGAAAGGUGGCGAAGCUGCUGGAAAUAAUAAUCACAGCCUUCCGGCAGCAGCUUUCUGAGCUGCAUUUGCACAGACUGACCUCUAAGAUGUGACUGUGCAGUAUACGAUGAAAGUACUGUUUCCAAAAGGCCUCACUAUCUACACAGCUCUGAGGGCAUCUGCAUUGUUUGGAUAAAAAGAGAUUAAGCAAACAUUACGCAUUUCUUUUGCUCUUCAAGGAUUUCAUAAGGAGUAAAAGUGUCCGCGCUGAGAGACACACAACCCUUUAAAUCGGAUGAUUUUGUCCGACCAGAAAGCCUCUGCAGCAAUAUUAGUAAACGGCUGCGUCCAUAAACAUGCAAUAUUCAAUCCAAAGUUGCUUUUCCUCCCACUGUGAAAAUACUGACUGCAACUUUUAGUUUCAUUCUCAUUACUUUUUAAUCUGUUGCCUACAGUAUGACCUCAGUGUGUUUCGUACUGUAUACUAGCUUGAAGCCAUGCUCUAGCAAAUUGAUUGUCUCAUAUAUGAUACGAUUCAUCUCUCUUGUGUAUAUUUCUAUGCUUGGACUGAAAUGGUUUCUCCAUUCUCAAAUAUAAACUCCAGGUAAACGAUUAAGAAAUUGCAUAAUUAUUCCAAAUGUUUCUAAAUCAGUGACAAAAGGAACGGACAUGGAGGAAAAAAGGUGUUUUUAUUUGAAUGAAGACGAGCGUGAGUGAGAGAGAGUGAGCACUAAAACCAUGAAAUGUACUUUGCAACGCUCCAAAUAAAAGCUCUCCUAGUAA